GUGUUGCUGUUCUCUGUCGGUGUCCCACCUCCUCCGAACCUCAGCAGCGAGACGUGCCGCCACUAGAUCGACUGGGACUUCGCCGUAUUUGCUAGCUUCGCUGCCCCCCAGUCAUACACAGCGCGAUUACACUGCUGUGUGCUUGAAAAAAAGGGCGGCAUGACAUCCUCGUCUUCCCCGUUGGAGAACCGACGAAAGCGGGGACGCCAAGACGUUGGCGCAGGCAAGACUGAAGACCUCUCGAGUUUUCCCCCCACAGAACCAUCACGCGAAGCGAGGAUCGCCUGGAACGACGAUUUCCCGCGAAACUUCUUUGUGUGUGACAAGAUAGGGGAAGGUUCUUUCGGGACGGUUUGGACUGCUAGACGCCUCCACAGGGAAGGUGGCAAGCAACGCGGGCGUCACGGCGGAGACUCGAGGGGAGAAGAGGAGAGGGACCAGGAGCUUGUUGCGCUGAAGAGGAUCAAUCCGACGUGCUCGCCUUCGAGAAUCUUAAACGAAUUCAACCAGAUGCGGACGCUAGGGGGAGGUGGCCACAACGUGAUCGAAGUGCAAGGAGUCGCCCGAACUCCCGGCGGCGUGUUCGCCCUGGUGAUGCCCUUCUUCGAGCAUGACGACUUCCGGCAGGUGAUGAAGACGCUCACCCUGUCCGGGGUUGCGGUGUACCUCAAGUCGCUCCUCACGGCCCUGGCGCACGUCCACGCCGAGGGGGUCAUCCACAGGGACGUCAAGCCCCGCAACUUCAUGUACAGUGCUAGGACUGGGCAAGGGUACCUCAUUGAUUUUGGCCUUGCCGAGCCAGCGGAGAAGUGGAGAAGCAGGUCGGCGGCCCUGGCCAAGCACAGGGACAAGAGGGCGGCGCGUGGCGGCAAACACAACCACGCCCACCAGAGACACCCCACUCAGACCACGAGCCGCACGACCGGAGACCAGGGGAAACGGCCCAGCAGCAGCAGCAGCAGCAGCAGCAAUCGAAUAGCCCCGGGCGCCGCCGAGGUUAACGCCAGCGAUCGAGCUGCUCCUGCUCUCGAUCGGGAAAAGGGGGAUCGUGCGAAGCUGCUGAGGAAGGCGGAGAGGGGGGGUACAACCGGUUUUCGCGCCCCGGAGAUUCUGUGGCACUGCAGAGAUCAGGAGCCAGCUGUUGAUGUUUGGUCCGCGGGGGUUAUCCUGCUGUGCUUGCUAUCUCGCAGGUACCCUGUUUUCCCCUCCGCAGACACCGAUGAGAUGGCGCUGGUGCAGAUCGCACAGCUGCUGGGGGGCUCCGAAGAGCUCGUGAAGGCUGCCCGCGGCAGUGGGAGGUGCCACAUCACGGAGUUCCCUUCUUCGCAGCUACAGCAGCAGCGUGGCGGUGGCGGUGGCGGCAACAGCCGCUGGGGCAGUGAUGGUGGUCGUAGUUCGCGGUUGGAAGAGUUGUGCGCCCCCUUGCUGUGCGACGGUGCGGCGGCGGCGUGCAGCGAGGAGGAAGUGAACGCACGAGCGGACGCCUUGGAGCUGCUGAAGGGGAUGCUGAAGGUGGACCCGAGAGAGCGGCUGUCUGCCAAGGAUGCUCUCGUGCACCCUUUCGUGGCGGAAGCAUGA
Ectocarpus siliculosus is the source of this 1578-nucleotide messenger RNA. NCBI's taxonomy places the organism in Eukaryota, Phaeophyceae, Ectocarpales, Ectocarpaceae. The record is from the annotation of a GenBank genome assembly.